This is a messenger RNA of Eimeria tenella, 886 nucleotides long. RefSeq lists its product as uncharacterized. Lineage: Eukaryota; Apicomplexa; Conoidasida; Eucoccidiorida; Eimeriidae. The annotation marks the transcript as partial. Gene Ontology annotation, biological process: protein ubiquitination; SCF complex assembly. The record is from RefSeq and is a predicted model, not a curated record. The transcript has 7 exons. Gene Ontology annotation, cellular component: nucleus.
AUGGCGGCGCGGAAUUCCAGCGUGCCCCAUCUGCUGCAGCAGAUGGAGGAUAUUGAUCUGGACAAACGACUCAUGGCGGCGUCUGACUUGGCGGAAGCUAUGAUUAACAAUCCUCAGGGUAUUGGCGCUGCUUGGGAAGGCCGCGCUGCAACUGCUUUCUUGCAGCAGCUGGAAGACAAUUCAAUAGACGUGCAGGCCAACGCGGUUCGGUGUUUGCGGAGCCUCUUGAGCAGUUUCUCUCCAGGAUGUUUAAAUUCCAUUUUUUUAUUUUUGGGAAAUAAAGUAAAAGACUCUUCUUCAAGUUUUCGCCACAUUCACUCCACUUGCCUUCGCAGCUUGAUGUUGGAGCUGCCUCCUUCGAUUUCGUCUCCCGUUGUCUCCGUGCUGAUGACCCCGCUGGUCGAGGGAAUCCGCAGCUCCAACGAAUUUGUCCGCCAUGAUAGUUUGGACAUCUUGGGGGACAUUUUGAGCAGCAAAGAAGCAGCAGCAGAAGAUGCAGCAGCAGUAGCAGCAGCAGCAACAGCAGCAGUAGCAGCAGCAGACAAGGAGCUGUUUCUAAACCUCCGGCAGCUCCUCAGCACCAGACCUAUAACAGCAAGAAAAGCAGCAAGAUGCAUCGGCGGUCUCGCUGCCACCCUUCCUGCGGAUGAGCUCUCUGCCCUCGUCUGCGAGUUGAUGAAUUGCUGCUGCUUAGCAGUGGGCCCUUUGGAAGCGCUGGCUGAGGUAACGCGGCACUGCAGCAGCAGCAGCAGCAGCAGCAGCGGCAGCAGCAGCAGCAGCAGCAGCGAUGGCGGCAGCAGGUCCUUCCCCGCCCUGCUGCCUUCCAUUUGCUUAUUUCUAUACCGAGCAAUUGCUGCCAUUCUAAAGGCUGAAGAAAGUGCUGCAG